Messenger RNA from Phlebotomus argentipes, 3240 nucleotides. It is a transcript of the gene Marf, whose product is annotated as transmembrane GTPase Marf. The transcript has 8 exons. Lineage: Eukaryota; Metazoa; Arthropoda; Insecta; Diptera; Psychodidae. Gene Ontology annotation, cellular component: mitochondrial outer membrane. The record is from RefSeq and is a predicted model, not a curated record. Gene Ontology annotation, molecular function: GTPase activity; GTP binding. The coding region runs from base 515 to 2878 and encodes 787 amino acids. Gene Ontology annotation, biological process: mitochondrial fusion; mitochondrion localization.
UUCUCGGCUCGCCCGCUUGGGGCGCCAAAUUGCGAAAUUGUUACAUCAUAAAUUUGUUUUGGAGUCCAAUUUUCACGGAUUUUCGCCACAAAAAUCCCACUUAAUGUGAUAAAUUGCAAGACGAGUGGCCAGGAGACAUCUUGUGCGUGCCCCAGUGAGUGAAAGUGUGCGGAAAAGCGGGUGGGAAGUGUGUGAAAAGGCUGCUCGAAGUUCGGGUGGAGAAAUGUCAAAUGAUAAGAAGUUCCUCCCAAGAGUUUCACUGAAUCCUUUAGCAAGGCUCGCGCGAGUGUUUUGAGGGACUCUCGCUCAAGGCCACAUUUUCUCGCACAUCCUAAGAUUCUUCACUGUAUUUAUUUUGCGUUUUACUUGGUUGAGAUUUUCUUGUCCUCUGUUGAUAUCUUUUGCUUGGUGGGGCCAGAAAAAGGGCCGAAAAAGCGCGCACUUUUCCGGGAAGAUUCUGUUGAGAAAGUGACUUUUGGGGGAAAUAAGAAAGGAGGCAAGAGAAGUAAAGUUAAUGGCUGCUUAUUUGAAUCGCACACUAUCGAUGGUGACGGGAAAUGGAUCCAUCUCGUCCUUUGACACAUCGUCACUGGCGGAAACGCGGGGCCUGCACAACACGGCCAACGACGUCUCCCCGUUGCAGAUCUUCGUGCGCGCCAAGAAGAAGAUCAACGACAUCUUCGGCGAGAUCGAGGAAUAUGUUGUGGAGACGACCAGAUUUGUCGACAGUGAUCAGCCCGGGGAGCUGGACAUGAUCGACAAGUACGAGAAGGAGGCCUUCAGCAGCUACGUGCACAAGGUGGCCGGGAUCCGCGAGGUGCUGGCGCGCGAUCACAUGAAGGUGGCCUUCUUCGGGCGCACGUCCAACGGCAAGAGUUCGGUGAUCAACGCCAUGCUGAGGGAGAAAGUCCUGCCCAGCGGCAUCGGACACACCACGAACUGCUUCUGCCAAGUCGAGGGCGUCGAUGGACACGAGGCGUAUCUGGUGAAGGAAGGAUCUGAGGAGAAACUGAACGUCGUGUCGGUUCAACAGUUGGCGAACGCCUUGAGCCAGGAGAAGCUGAACGAAUCCUCGCUGAUACGGAUCUUCUGGCCACGCGAGCGUUGCAGUCUUUUGCGCGACGACGUGGUGUUCAUGGAUUCGCCUGGCGUUGACGUGUCGCCGAAUCUGGACGAUUGGAUUGACAAUCACUGUCUCAAUGCCGAUGUUUUCGUGCUUGUCCUCAACGCAGAAUCCACAAUGACGAUUGCUGAGAAAUCCUUUUUCCACGAAGUCUCUCAGCGACUAUCAAAGCCCAACAUCUUCAUUCUCAACAAUCGAUGGGACGCUUCGGCGAAUGAGCCUGAAUUUCAAGAAUCUCCAAAGGAAUUCCUUGAAAAGGUGAAGGCGCAGCACACGGAGCGAUGCACGGACUUCCUGACCAAAGAGCUGAAGGUGUCGCUGCCGAAGGAGGCGGAGGAGAGGGUGUUCUUCGUGUCGGCCAGGGAGACGCUGCAGGCGCGCCUGAAGGAGGCUCAGGGGCAGCCGGCGCACUUGGGCGCCAUUGCGGAGGGCUUUCAGAAUCGCUACUUUGAGUUCCAGGACUUUGAGCGGAAGUUCGAGGAGUGCAUCUCGAAGAGUGCCGUGAAGACGAAAUUCGAGCAGCACAGUCGCGGCGGGAAGCAAAUUGCCAAGGACAUGAUCUCGAUGCUGGACAACAUCUACGACAGGGCGUCUUGUCUGAAGAAUCAGAAGUUUGAGCAUCGGCGGCUGCUGAUUGAGCGCAUCAACAGCACGGAUCAGCAGCUGGCGCAGGUGACGCGCGAGAUGAAGUCCAAGAUCCACACGAUGGUGGAGGAGGUGGAGCAGAAGGUGUCGAAGGCGCUGAACGAGGAGAUCUGGCGCCUCGGCGUGCUCGUGGACGAAUUCCCGCUGCCCUUCCACACCGAUCCGGUGGUGAUGAGCAUCUACAAGCGCGAGAUGAAUGGGCAUGUGGAGCAGGGAUUGGGCUCCAAUCUGCGCGCCAGACUCUCCACCGCCAUGGCGAUGCAGAUGGAGACGGCGCAGCGCGAGAUGACGGAGAAGAUGCACUCACUGCUGCCCAGUGAUGUAUUGAGUCAGAAGCUGACGACUUAUGCUGUGCGCCAGCAGCCCUUCGAGAUGUUCUACACGCUCAAUUGCCAGAACUUGUGCGCCGACUUCCAGGAGGAUCUGGAGUUUCGCUUCUCCUGGGGCGUCACGGCGAUCCUGCAGAGGAUCAAUAAUCGCGCCAAAGACAAGAAGAGCGGCGACAAGACGCACAUGAUUACGCGCCAGAGCAGCCAAUCGAGUGUGCCGCCAAUGUUGUCACCGGUUGCCGAUCAGCCGGACGGGGCGAACUGCAUUGUGCCUUACGGGGGCGCCAGCAUCACUCCCGAGCAGCUUUCUCUCCUCUCCAACAUGGCCGUGGCCACGAUGGGCUCGCACGGCACAGUCGGCGGCAUCAUCGUGUCUGGGCUGCUCUUCAAGGCCAUCGGCUGGCGCGUCCUCGUCGGCAUUGGCGUCCUGUACGGCUGUGUGUAUCUCUACGAGCGCCUGUCGUACACGAACUCGGCCAGGAAGCGGCGCUUCAAGAGCCAAUAUGUGAAGCACGCGACGAAGAAGCUGAAACUUAUCGUCGAUCUCACGUCCGCCAACUGCAGUCAUCAAGUUCAGCAGGAAUUGACCAGCACGUUUGCCCGACUGUGUCGCACUGUUGACGCUGCGUCGUCUGACAUGAACGAAGACUUGCGCUCCGUCGAGGCGCUCCUCAAUCAACUGGAGGCGAAUCAGAAGCAAAUGAAGCUACUCCGCAAUAAGGCCAAUUACAUCACGAAUGAAUUGGAAAUCUUCGAGAACAACUACAUCAAGUCCAACUGAGCGGCGGCGGCAAAUCGAUUGCGAGAGAGACUCAAAUAUGUUUAGGUAAUCAAUUUGGAAGCUUCUUUUACCGUCAAAAAAAAAUAAGCACGAAUGAAAAAUUGUUAAAUCCAGUCGAGAAUGUGCGAUAAAUUGUAAAAAAGAACACUUUUAUUGCAGAGAAGAGAAGAUAAUGUUCCAAUUUUAGGCAGAAUUCAUGUGAUUUCAUGUCAAAAAAAACCUUGAAUUUCUGCAGCAAAGCAGCUUAGAGAUUGGACAGAUUGGUUGAAUUGAUAUUCAGAUGAUUAGAAAUUGUAGAUAAAAUUCCCAUGUUAGAAUUGUAUAAGAAAAAAAUCUCUAAAUUAAACGUAUAAUAGAAAAUA